AUGCUGCCCCAUGCAGCCCUUGUUCCCCCCACGCUGCUCACAGCCUCCCAGGACUUCUGGGAGCUGCCCACCCCCUCUGGGUCCCUUUGGGAGCCCCAUGCACCUGUGCCAACACUGUGUGGCCUGGUGGGUGUGUGUGGGGGGGAGGGGGCAGCAGCUUUUUCCCCCUUUUUGCUUCCCAAAGAAGCGAAGGCAGCAGAGAGGCAGGGAUGGGGUGCUGCUCCAUGGGGACAAGGCCACGAUGCACCAUCAGUGUGGACAUACCCUGGGGACGAGGUACCGUGCGACACGCUGGAGCGCAAGGAUGUGCCCUGUGGGGACAGCACAUCCUUUGGCAGAGGGGACAGUCCCCAAGUUGCAUCUUCCUGGGUUGCAGCCCUAUUUUUCAAGCAUGGGGACCAACGUGUCCCGGGUGAAACAAAGCACCUCUUAUACCUGGGAAUGAGGAAGCAGGGCUGGCCCUCUUGUCACUGCACCCUGAGGGGAAGAGCCAUGGCCCCAUCCUUGCCUUCAGGCCUUGGACCCUGCAGGGGUGGGCGGCAGGGAAGGGGUUAUCGCCGCGGCCCCACGCAGCUCUGCCUCCCUCCCCACGCCAUAGCCUGCCUCCUCCCAGCCCCUCUGGCACUCUGCGCCCGCCGAGGUCGCGGCCGGAUCCCUGCCAGCCCCUGGGGGAGCAGCUCGCAAAGGAGGUGCUUUUGCUGGGUAAAGGUUUCGGUUGGGUUUGUUUUGUCGCCGGCGGGAGAUAAGUGGUGCUCAGCGCUCCGUGUUUGCGCUGGGUUUGGGGGAUUACUGCGUCCCGGCCGUGUCCUUCGGCUGCUUCGCUCUGUGGUGCGACUGGGCAGCGCUGUGCGCCACGGAUCGGGAGUGCCGCUGCCCCUGGACACACCGGGACCCCCUUCCCCUGUCCCACCUGCAGGUCCUUGUCCCUGUGUGCCCGGGGGGGGGGGCCGUCCGCACACCACCACCAUGCUGGCACCACCGGGCAGCCUGGAGGUGUGGGCAUCGGAGCCCCUUACCUUCAGCCUCUGGGAUUACGGCGUGUUCGGGCUGAUGCUGCUCGUCUCCACGGGCAUCGGGCUGUUCCACGGGCUGUCCAAGGGAGGCCAGAAGACCUCAGAGGACUUCUUCAUGGGUGGCCGGCGCAUGGCAGCAGUGCCAGUGGGGCUCUCGCUGUCGGCCAGCUUCAUGUCAGCCAUCCAGGUGCUGGGGGUGCCAGCUGAGGCGUACCGCUACGGCUCCAAGUUCCUCUGGAUGUGCCUGGGGCAGCUGCUCAACACGCUGCUCACUGCAUACCUCUUCUUGCCCGUCUUCUACCGCCUGGGGCUCACCAGCACCUAUGAGUACCUGGAGUGGAGGUUCGGACGGAGCGUGCGGCUCUGCGGGACGCUGCAGUACGUGAUGGCUACGACUCUGUACACAGGGAUCGUCAUCUAUGCUCCUGCUCUGAUCCUCAACCAAGUGACCGGUUUGGACAUCUGGGCGUCCCUGCUCUCCACUGGCGCCAUCUGCACCUUUUACACCACCAUAGGCGGGAUGAAGGCUGUCAUCUGGACCGACGUCUUCCAGGUCUUCGUCAUGCUCUCUGGGUUCCUUGCCGUCAUCAUCCGGGGGCUGCUGCUUGCGGGGGGCCCCACCAGGGCACUGGCCAUCGCCACCAACGGCUCCAGGGUGAACUUCGGAGACUUUGACCUCGACCCACGGAGCCGUUACACCUUCUGGACCUUCCUGCUGGGCGGCACGCUGGUCUGGCUCUCCAUGUACGGCGUGAACCAGGCUCAGGUCCAGCGCUACGUGGCCUGCAAGAGCGAGAAGGAGGCGAGGAUAGCGCUGCUGGUCAAUCAAGUGGGGCUCUUCUGCAUCGUCUCCAGCGCGGUGGCCUGUGGCCUUGUGAUGUUUGUGCUCUACAAGGACUGUGACCCCCUCCUGGCCGGCCACAUCUCGGCCCCCGACCAGUACAUGCCCUACCUGGUCCUCGACAUCUUCCAGACGUCCCCUGGGGUACCUGGAUUGUUCCUGGCCUGUGCCUACAGCGGGACCCUGAGCACCGCCUCCACCAGCAUCAACGCCAUGGCAGCCGUCACUGUGGAGGACCUGGUGAAGCCCCGGCUGCCCACGCUGUCACCAAGGAGGCUGAUGCUGAUCUCCAAGGGGCUGUCACCGUUCUAUGGCAUUGCUUGCAUCACGGUGGCUGCGCUGGCCUCGCUGCUGGGCGGUGGUGUGCUGCAGGGCUCCUUCACCGUCAUGGGGGUCAUCGGCGGCCCUCUGCUGGGAGCCUUCGUGCUGGGCAUGUUCGUGCCGGCGUGCAACACAGCGACCCCACUGCUCGCCCAGGGUGUGUUUGGGGGUCUGGGUGUCGGCCUCGCGCUCUCGCUGUGGGUGGCAGUGGGUGGCAGCCUCUACCCGGCCCCUGCCGACAUUGCUGGUGUCCUGCCUGCCUCCGGAGCUCACUGCCCGCUCUACAACCGCACCGCCAGCACCAACCACACGCUGCUGCUGGGACCACUGCCCCCCCGGCGCCCCGGCACAGAGCCUGCAAGGCCUCCCAUCGUGGGUGACUUCUAUGCCAUCUCCUAUCUGUACUACGGGGCACUGGGGACGCUCUCCACUGUGCUGGCAGGAGUGCUGCUCAGCUACCUGGCAGGGCCCACCAAGCGAGCACAGCUGCCCCCAGGUGUGCUUUGGUGGGACAUCACCAAGCAGACAUCCUCUGUGUCCCCAGCUGGGGGUGCGGCGCCUUCAGGGGGGUGUCCCACCAAGGUCUGCAGAGACCCUCAGGGGGGGCCGUGUCCCGAAGCCCCCCCGGUGCUGCUGGGGCUGGGAGGGCAGGCACGAAGCCCCCCCCCAGCACCGCGGGGUCACCGAGCAGCUGCUGCAGGAAAGCCACGUGUAGGGACACGGCCAGCAGAGGGGGGACAUGGGGGAGGGGCACGGGCACCGAUGUCCACCCGCUGUGUCGGUGUCGCCCCUCCAGGAGGGGACAAUAAAUGA
Messenger RNA from Centrocercus urophasianus (Greater sage-grouse), 2988 nucleotides. RefSeq names its product solute carrier family 5 member 5 (gene SLC5A5). The record is from RefSeq and is a predicted model, not a curated record. Gene Ontology annotation, molecular function: symporter activity. Gene Ontology annotation, biological process: sodium ion transport; iodide transmembrane transport. Gene Ontology annotation, cellular component: membrane. Lineage: Eukaryota; Metazoa; Chordata; Aves; Galliformes; Phasianidae.